UUGGGAAUGCUAGCACUCUUGGGAUCAUCCACUUCUGGAAUCCCAUGCUCUAUUCUUCUGGGACUGUGGCUGAAAAGAGAACAGCACAACGUCUGGCGGUGCUCCCGAGAAAUGAGUUUGCACGUCGGAGAUGGGUCUAGUCAGGAGUUGAGUGAAGUCCGGGAGGUGAUACUGGUGGUGGGUCAUGCUCAUGUCCAUCGCUCGUCGGUGCGGAUCGUGUCGCUGAGGAAGAGAACGAAGGGCACUGGGGACUGGGGAGUGUUCUUCUACUUCCAUUCACUCGUCGGUGCCGUCAUCUGGAUUUUAGGUUCUUUAUGGACCUUUCGGUGUUGCGCUUGCUUUGCGGGUCUUGCCAAUCUCGCUGUAGAUUUGAUCAUAAUCCCCAUCAAAGUUAUCAGAUGGUCAAUCUCUCCAAGGCCAUGCAUGGAGGUUCCCGUAGACACGUGAAAGUCUUCUCAGUGUAUCAUUAGGAAGAAAUUAUAAAAGAAAAUUCUUCUUUGGGCAACUCACUCAGAACCAAUCGUGGACAUUUUAAAGCCCAAAAUGCCCGUGAGAGCUUAAAUCAACUAAAAGUGAGCCUCAACCGGUCAUUGAUUUUGCCACGCAUUGAUAAUAUUGAGUCAGAAGAAGAAAUAGAUGUCGUCUUCCAUGAAUUAUGCGAUCAACUACAGAAUGCGCAUUCCUCCAGUGAAGAUGACACAGUGGUGAUAGUUGAUACUGUGGAUGGCAUUACUGUAGAAGAAAUUUUGGUUACAAAGACUGAUCUAGAACAUGAUGCUAAACUAUUACAUUUUGGACUAUUACAUUUUGUAUAUGUUUGUUGUAUUAGAUGUUUGACCUAUUAUAUUUUGUAUUGCAUUGUUAUUCUGGAUAUUUAUAGAUCGGAAUGUUUAUUUUGAAAAAUAU
Molecule: messenger RNA, 906 nt
Organism: Dioscorea cayenensis subsp. rotundata (Guinea yam)
Lineage: Eukaryota; Viridiplantae; Streptophyta; Magnoliopsida; Dioscoreales; Dioscoreaceae
Exons: 4
Coding region: 7-447 (146 amino acids)
Source: RefSeq, a predicted model, not a curated record